AUGUCAACUACCCAUAUAUCUAUUCAACGUAUAACAGCGGACAGAAGACUUGCAGUUUUGGUAGCCAAAAGGACCACCUGUGUAUCAAUGACCAUGGAGGAAGCUUUCAAACAAGAUUUGGAAGGUUCGGAACCAAGUUCUGGCGACCUUGUUGACGGUAACCACGAAAAACACGAAGAAAUCGCGGUCGAAGACAAUAACAGUCAGGACGAACCCAAAUUGGUCGUGGACAAGGAACAAGAAGGUGCAGUUGAGAAUCCAGAAAGCACACUGCCUCUUGAACAAUCGGCCUCCGUUCCUCCGGAGUCUGAGGAGGUUUCUCAUGAUGAUACGAAUCUCUUUGGAGAUUCAAGUAAGCCGGACCAAGAUUCAAAAGUCACAACUGAUGAGCAGGCUGUUGCAAGCAGCGGAAAUACUGAUACUGUUGAUAGGGAUAGUCAAGAUCGGAUGCACGAAAUAGGCGCUCAAGAGCUCAACAGUAACGCUCAAACACAACCGACUGAGACCAUCGCGCCUUCACCUAAGCAGGAGGAAACAGAAGCAGAAGAAGAAAGAGGAGAAGAAGAAGAAGCGCAGAAAGAAGAAGACAACAAGGAGAAGCCCAAAAGUGAAAGCGAAGCAGAUGAUGCCAAAGAAGAUGACAAGAUCAGUGAAUCAAACGAACAACCGCAAAUGUCUACAAGUAAUGAGGAACUGAAAGAUGAGACAUACACUGAAUCUUCAAGCGAGCCAGGCGUCAGAGACGCCGUGAAAAUAGCAACAAAAAGACCGGUGGAAAGCACAGUUCAGUCACAGACUGAAAAGGCAGACGAUUUAAGUGCGGACCAGGUCCAGGAAAACCAAGAGAACGCGGCCUUGAGCUCAGAACAGCCACACUUUAAAACUGAAAGUUCACACGGUCUGCAAGAAGACAAAGCGACAGAAACGUCUGCUGAGACAACGAUUACAAAGCAGGCUGAUCUGGCUACUCCACAAUCUCACGACAUUGUCAUACCAUCGUAUGCGCGCUGGUUCCAUCUACAAAAAAUUCAUUCCAUCGAGAAACAAUCCUUACCCGAAUAUUUCACAAACCGAAUCCCAUCUAAGACGCCUCAAGUUUACGUCAAGUACCGCAAUUUCAUGGUCAAUUCUUAUCGCCUGAACCCUAAUGAGUUUUUCACGAUGACUGCUGCGAGGCGGAGUUUAUGCGGUGACGCUGGCGCCAUCCUUAGAAUCCACAAAUUUCUCACCAAAUGGGGCUUAAUCAACUAUCAAGUCGAUGCUAAGACCAAGCCCAAACAAGUGGAACCGCCUUUCACCGGAGAUUUCACCACAAAACAUGACGCACCUCGCGGGCUUUUCCCAUUUGAGAGCUAUAAACCUGCAAUCCAGAUUCCAGACCUAUCACGGUUGAAAAAACUCAUGCAUCAGAUAGACCCAAGUCCUGGCGUUUCGCCUUCGGAAGAAACAAAACCAAGCGAGCCUAAUUUACAAAUCAAGGAAGACAAGAAAAGGACUCUGGAGGAUAGCUCUGAGUCAUCGAGCCCCAAAGCGAAACUUCAGAGGCCCAACAUCUUGGACACCGUGGACAAAGACUGGUCGAGAGAGAAUCUUCAAAAGCUUUUACAAGGAGUGCAAAAAUACAAAAGCGACUGGCAAAGGGUCGCCCACUUUGUCGGUAAUAAAACUGCAGAACAAUGCAUACUGAGGUUCCUGCAACUUCCCAUAGAAGAUCCAUUUCUACAAUCCAACAUAGGCGAUGAUCUGGGACCUUUGAAGUAUGCACCGCACUUGCCAUUUUCUAAAGCCGACAAUCCCGUCAUGUCUACUAUUGCAUUUUUGGUGGGUCUAGUAGAUCCCGAUCUGGUUAAGAAAAUGACCGACCGAGCGAUAGACUCAAUGAAUCAAGAAAACGAAAAGAAGAUCAGUUCAGAGAACAGCAGCUAUAUCAAGGAGGGCAGUGAGCUAGCUCUGGCAACUUUGGGUGCCAGAUCACACGUCUUCGCUACCAAUGAAGAAAGACAUAUGAACGCACUGGCGAAUGAGAUGACUCAACUCCAAGUGAAAAAGGUUGGUCUGAAACUCAAACUACUGGCGACAAUGGAAAAAUCCUUUGAAAUGGAAAAAAAGGCAAUCCAAAAACAACAAGAAGACACUUUCAUACAAAGACUAUCGUUAGCAAAACACUCAAACGCCAUAAAUGCCAAGCUUCAGCAGUGCCUCGAUGAUUUCGAUGACAAAGCGAAGCUACAAGCGCAUUUCAACGAUCUCAAGGAGCUGCAAGAGGAACCUGCUAGGACCAGUAUGGGGAAGGGUAUGUCAUCGACACCGGUUCCAGACGGCACAUUACACAACCAGGGACGAAAAUCUGUCGAUGACCUAACAAAGGACCCUUUUGUUAAACCUGUGUCAGUAGAUGCCCCUCAGGCGUACCGGUAUUGGUCGGGCUAG
Lachancea sp. 'fantastica' is the source of this 2430-nucleotide messenger RNA. The record is from the annotation of a GenBank genome assembly. NCBI's taxonomy places the organism in Eukaryota, Fungi, Ascomycota, Saccharomycetes, Saccharomycetales, Saccharomycetaceae.